This is a messenger RNA of Aspergillus uvarum CBS 121591, 1394 nucleotides long. RefSeq names its product carbon-nitrogen hydrolase. NCBI's taxonomy places the organism in Eukaryota, Fungi, Ascomycota, Eurotiomycetes, Eurotiales, Aspergillaceae. The coding region runs from base 64 to 1314 and encodes 416 amino acids. Gene Ontology annotation, cellular component: ribosome; mitochondrion. Gene Ontology annotation, biological process: translation; L-glutamine metabolic process; oxaloacetate metabolic process. Gene Ontology annotation, molecular function: structural constituent of ribosome; omega-amidase activity. The transcript has 5 exons. The record is from RefSeq and is a predicted model, not a curated record.
ACCAUCACCACCACCACGACGAACAACCAUCUUCGUCUGCUCGCGUUCCCAUACAUAAUCACCAUGGCAUCCCUCCUCAAGAAACCAUUGAAGCUUGCCCUCGUACAGCUGGCCUCGGGCGCCGAUAAGGCCGUGAACCUCGCCCACGCCCGCAGCAAAGUCCUGGAGGCCGCCAAAGCCGGCGCCUCUCUCAUCGUCCUUCCGGAAUGCUUCAACUCUCCCUACGGCACGCAGUUCUUCCCCAAGUACGCCGAGACCCUCCUUCCCUCGCCGCCCACCAAAGAACAAUCCCCGUCCUACCAUGCCCUCUCCGCCAUCGCCGCCGAGGCCAAAGCCUACCUCGUCGGGGGCAGCAUCCCGGAGCUGGAGCCCACCACCAACAAAUACUACAACACCUCCCUGGUCUUCUCCCCCUCCGGAGCCCUGAUCGGCACCCACCGCAAGACCCACCUCUUCGACAUCGACAUCCCCGGCAAGAUCACCUUCAAGGAGAGCGAGGUCCUCAGCCCCGGCAACCAGCUGACCGUGGUCGACCUCCCGGACUACGGUAAGAUCGGGCUCGCCAUCUGCUACGACAUCCGCUUUCCGGAGGCCGCCAUGAUCGCGGCCCGGAAGGGCGCCUUCCUGCUCGUGUACCCCGGCGCGUUCAACACGACCACCGGCCCGCUGCACUGGUCGCUGCUGGCCCGGGGCCGUGCCGUCGACAACCAGGUGUACACGGCCCUGUGCAGCCCGGCCAGAGAUCUGGAGGCUUCGUACCAUGCCUGGGGCCACAGUCUGAUCGUGGACCCCAGCGCGAAGGUGCUGGCCGAGACGCAGGAGAAGGAGGAUAUCAUCUAUGCGGAUCUGGAUGACGAGACCAUCCAGAGCACGCGAAAGGGCAUCCCCAUCUACACCCAGCGGCGGUUUGACCUGUAUCCGGAUGUGAGUGUCGGGAAAAUGUCCAGCACCGUCAACAAGACCGGCAAGAAGACCCGCUCGGCCAUCGCCGAUGUGGUGUCCCGCGAGUACACCAUCAACAUGCACAAGAGAAUGCACGGUGUUAGCUUCAAGAAGCGUGCUCCCCGCGCUAUCAAGGAGAUCCGCGCCUUCGCUGAGCGUGCUAUGGGCACCACCGACGUCCGCGUCGACCCCCAGCUCAACAAGAAGGUCUGGGAGGCCGGCAUCAAGGGCGUCCCCUUCCGUCUCCGUGUCCGCAUCUCCCGCAAGCGUAACGACGAGGAGGGCGCCAAGGAGAAGCUCUACUCCUACGUCCAGGCCGUCAACGUCAAGGAGGCCAAGGGUCUCCACACCGUCGUUGUUGAUGACGAGUAAAUUUUUAGACUCGCUUCAUCAAUAAAAGACAGUGCUUGAUUCCCCCCCCCUUAACUAAAAAAAAACGGUCCUCAUUGUAU